UGUUCUAUAGCACUGUGUCUACAUCCCAAAAACGAUCAACGAAAGACCAUCGAGGAAAUGAGUUUAGAAUAUGAAGAUGAGAAGAACUCAAUGAUAGCUAUUUCCGAGACUGACAGCAAUACUUAUGAAGAUUUUUACGACGAGAUGGAUAAUCGUUUACGAAUAGGGCACUCAAUGAACAUGAUAUUCUUCGGACCUCCGAGUUCGUUCCUAAGACUUGACCCAGAAACUAUCUUGCAUCUAUUAAUACACACGAAAAAACAGUUAAUACCAAUCACCAGAGCCUUGCUAGCCUGGGAUAUCAUAACAGAUGGCAAAACAGCAGCAUUUUUACAGGGUCGAGAAUUUCUUGCUUUCGGUAGUCUGUUAAAUGUUGUGCCAGAGGAAGAUUUGUACUACGUUAAUUUUGGAGAUUAUUCAGUAUAUAAAUAUUUUACUAAUCACUAUGUUAACUUAGAUGAUCGAAAGUAUGGUGUAUUGGUAGCGGCUUAUAGAAGAUAUUUCGGUAGCGACUGGUACGUAAAUGGGACAAGGAUAAAUGAAUUAGGAUUUUUGCUAUGCGGUUUCCCUGAAUAUGAGUUUAGAAAAAUUACACCGAACAUUUUUAAAAAAUUAAACAUGGAUGUCUUGGGUAGACUCCAACGGUGUAACGUUAAUCAGAAGAAGGCGUUAUUCGACAUCGCUACUCAUCCGGAUGCGUAUGGAGAACCUUAUAAAUGGUCGUCUCAUGAAAUUAAUCGUCUUAACGAAUUAUUUAUUUGUAUUCCAAAAGAACAAAUAAGCGUACUAGAGCUUGAAGCGAUACCGGCGAUCAGUCCGAGAGUAAUGACCUUCUUAGAUCAAACGAAGUUGCAAUAUUUCACCAAACCGCAAAUAUUAAGGAUGAAUCCAAAAACGAGACGAGUUUAUAUUUUAAGAAUGCAGUUAAGGAAUAGUUUGGAUAUGAGUCAAAUUGCAAGGCAAAGGGGCAAACGCUUGAAGCCAUGGUUAUUUUGUACUGUCUUUGUCCAACAAUUAUUUAGUUAUUAUUGAAAUAUAUAUUUUUGGUUUCAAUUAAA
Papilio polytes (common Mormon) is the source of this 1058-nucleotide messenger RNA. RefSeq lists its product as uncharacterized. The record is from RefSeq and is a predicted model, not a curated record. The transcript is spliced from 7 exons. NCBI's taxonomy places the organism in Eukaryota, Metazoa, Arthropoda, Insecta, Lepidoptera, Papilionidae. Bases 58 to 1032 code for a protein of 324 amino acids.